Molecule: messenger RNA, 1337 nt
Organism: Opisthocomus hoazin
Lineage: Eukaryota; Metazoa; Chordata; Aves; Opisthocomiformes; Opisthocomidae
Source: RefSeq, a predicted model, not a curated record
AUGACAGCCAUCCUGGAGCGGAUCAGCACGCUGUCCCUCAGCGGGCAGCAUCUCAGCCGCCUCCCCAGGCUGCUGGAGGAUGGCUUCCCCCAGAUGCCUUGCACAGUCAAAGAGUGUGAGGUGCCGCAGCUCUUCCGUGAGCCGUACAUCCACACCGGCUACCGUCCCACCGGCCAGGACUGGCGGUACUACUUCCUUAGCCUCUUCCAGAAGCACAACGAGGUGGUCAACGUGUGGACUCAUCUCCUGGCAGCGCUGGCCGUGCUGCUGAGAUUCAAGACGUUUGUGGAGGCUGAGCAGCUACCCGUGGACGCGUGGUCCUUGCCUUUGCUCAUCUUUGUCCUCUCCUCUGUCACCUACCUGACCUGCAGCCUCUUGGCCCACCUACUGCAGUCCAAAUCUGAGCUGUACCACUACACGUUCUACUUUGUGGACUACGUUGGAGUCAGCAUCUACCAGUAUGGCAGUGCCCUGGCCCAUUUCUAUUACAGCUCCGACCAAGCCUGGUACGACAAGUUCUGGCUUUUCUUCCUGCCGGCAGCUGCUUUCUGUGGUUGGCUCUCUUGUGCCGGCUGCUGCUACGCGAAAUAUCGGUACCGACGGCCUUACCCCAUCAUGAGGAAGAUGUGCCAGGUGAUCCCAGCCGGGCUGGCGUUCAUCUUGGAUAUCAGUCCUGUGGCUCACCGGGUGGUUGUGUGUCACCUGGGGGGCUGUGAGGAAGAUGCUGCUUGGUACCACACGUACCAGAUACUGUUUUUCCUUAUCAGUGCAUAUUUCUUCUCCUGCCCGGUCCCUGAGAAGUACUUCCCUGGCUCCUGUGAUAUCGUUGGCCAUGCCCACCAGAUCUUCCACACCUUCCUGGCCAUCUGCACCCUAUCACAGCUGGAGGCCAUUCUUCUGGAUUACAAGAACAGGCAGGAGAUUUUCCUGAAGAGACAUGGGCCUUUCUCCAUUUAUCUCUCCUGCAUCUCUUUUUUUGGCCUGGUGGCUUGUAGUGCCAUCACAGCUUACGUCCUGCGAUGCAGGAUCAAGGCCAGCCUGGCUAAAAAGGACUCCUGAGAGUCACGAAUGUGAUGGGUGUGGCAUCACCAAGGUGGUGAAAAAUCAAGAAAAGGGGCAUAACAUGUUAGAGACAUAACGGGCUUAUUUGCUUAACACACUGUGACUAACCUGGACCCUGGACUCAGGUGGAGGGCUGGAGACUUCGUGCUGGACACAUUUUCACAGCAGGGGCUGCUUUUUGCCAUCCUGGGAGAUAUGGGGUGUUUUAAGCCAGAACAAGUCGUUUAACCAAGGAUGCUGGAAUAGGCAGAGGUUUCUUGUUCAUUCUGAUAAAC